This is a messenger RNA of Lampris incognitus (smalleye Pacific opah), 3797 nucleotides long. RefSeq names its product myelin protein zero-like 2b (gene mpzl2b). The record is from RefSeq and is a predicted model, not a curated record. NCBI's taxonomy places the organism in Eukaryota, Metazoa, Chordata, Actinopteri, Lampriformes, Lampridae. Bases 229 to 831 code for a protein of 200 amino acids. Gene Ontology annotation, biological process: cell-cell adhesion. The transcript is spliced from 4 exons. Gene Ontology annotation, cellular component: membrane.
AAAAAGUGACUUCUACGUUUCAAACCCUGGGUCAUUACAUUUGAAUCUACCGGACUGACGUUGCUUUUUUUCUUCUUUGUUUUCUUUUUUGCCCGGAAUUUGCUGGUGGCACGUUUAUGACUGUCCCAAAAAAAAGAAAGAAAAAAGAAAAAAGUUGCCGUUGCAUGAAGGGACUCUGAUAGAAGUCUUCCAGGCGGCGGUUCACAGGUAGUAUCACUUCUGGGUCCCAUGUAUCGGAUAUGGCUCCAGCUUGUCGCUUUCCUCGGAGGAUUCGUGGUGCCAGGGUUACUACAAGUCAGUGGGAUGGAAAUCUUCACUUCAAGUGAAGUGGAAGCAGUCAAUGGGACAAAUGUGAGACUGAAGUGUACCUUUAGUUCCCGUAGCCCAGUGCAGGCCCAAUCUGUGAUUGUGUCCUGGAACUUCCGUCCCCUGAACCAAGGACCUGAGGAGUCGGUGUUCUAUUACCAUGAGACAUCAUAUCCUCCUACAUCAGGUCGUUUCAAAGACCAUGCUGUAUGGUCAGGGGAUAUCAUGAGAAACGAUGCUUCAAUCACCCUGCAUGAGGUGCCUCCGACCUUUAACGGCACCUACAUCUGCCAGGUGCACAACAAGCCAGAUGUACAUGGCAGAAACGGAGAAAUUAUACUCAAGGUCGUCAACAAAGUCACCUUAUCUGAGAUUGGCCUCCUGGCAGCAGCAGUGGGAGGUGCCUGUGGCAUAAUCCUGCUUAUCCUGGGGAUCGUCGUGCUGGUGAAGUUCUGCCGGAGGAGGCGCUCUGAGACAAACAUCGAAAUGCACGAACGGGAGAGGAAGGAUCCCACCGUAUGGUGAGGGUCAGAGGGCCUAGCCUCUUCCUCUCCCCCUGUGCUUGGGAGUAGUGUGGAGUUGGCAGUUUGGCUUUGGCAGAGUCUGUUUGGGGUCCUCUCUUUGGGAAGAGACUAAUGACCAUUGGGGUUGUGGGUUGUUCCUUCUUCCAUGUAUGCUGGUCCCUGAAUCAACCAAUACUAGCUAACUCACCACACUAUUAGGGAUAUAAGGUAUCAAUUUUAACGUUUUUAUCGAAAGUCGAUAGCAAUUUAUCAAUGUCUUGGCUUGAUUUUUCUCAUUUUAUCAUGUUUUUAAUCAUAGAGAUGUAUAUAUGAUGGAGAAUUUUCCCCAAAAAAGUAUUUUUAUUUAAGCUUGUUCACUGACCUCAAAUUACAACAGUACCUUCAACCAUGCUGGCCAUGUUGUGGAAGCAGCCUCAGCUCUCAUUGGCUCAUCAAAUCAAAAAAAAAAUGGCUCAGUCUUUAACAUAGUUAAAUGUUACAGGAUUUUUGUUUGGUUGAAGAUUAAUUUCAAUAUCUGCUACCAAAUUUUACAGGAUUAUGUUAUUGUGUGAUUCUUUACCUAAAACAGAAUGUAAUUGAUAACAAGCAAAAUUGAUGUCAAUCAUGAAAAGCAAAAAUGAGCACUUGAGUCUUUCAUAGUGCUCUUGUGAACUGAGUCAGCUUACUUCUUUUGCUUAUUAUACAGCUUGUUUAACCUUGCUCUUGGCAAAGCAUUCCCUCUUUUUGUUUAAAACACAGCCCAGAAUAACAGCUGUUGUUUUACAACAUGGAGAAAAAUGCUACUCACAAGUGUGAACUUGGGUGAAGAAAUGUGACCCCAGAGAACCAUGGACUGGUUUUUUUUUAGUGGAGACAUCUUAAUCAACUACUGUUCUGGUUAAAAUUUGUCUAUGGAUGGAAACAGUGCAUCAAUUCUCUGUGGUGCUUUGGAGUGAGGACAUGUCGGGAUUGGUUCCAGGCUGUGGCGUGUGGGUAUUGUAUUCUCAUAGGUUUCUUUCUUUCUUUUAUUCUGCCUUUUGAGGUAUGGUGAGAUGAAUUAAAGGAAAACGCUGGUAUUUUUGAACCCAUGCCCUUUUUCCCUAUCGUUGGGAAUCAAACUACGCAAUGGGCAGCCGAAUCUUUUAAACUGAUUCUGUCUUGAACAAGCAAGCAUCAGCCGACUGCUACGCACCAAGCUACAAUGUAAAUCGUCAGGGCAAAUGCGCUUACCAUAUUAUGUCUGCUCGAGGUUAGGAUAAAGAUGAUCACUCAGAAUAACUUUGUAUUGAUUUGCAGUGACCCUUUUUUCCAAGGGUCCCUCAAGGCUCAGUUCUUGGCCCCCUUCUCUUUCAUGCUGCCCCUUGGCCAGAUCAUUCAAAAUCACAAUGUGCUCUACCAUUUUCAUGUUGACAACACUCAGUUAUACGCCACUAAAACCCACAGAUCCUAGCACCCUAGCAAAUCUCACAACUUGCCUCCCUGACAUAAAAUCCUGGAUAUUCGAAUUUUUUCUCGAAUUUAAUGAUGGUCUGAGGUCAUUCUGUUCGAUCCUGAAAAUUCCAUCAGCCCUUGGUGGUCUGUCAGGUAGUCUUAAGCAGGCUACUAGGAAUAUUGGGGUAAUUGUCUAUGCUAACCUCAGUUUUGAUAAUCAUAUCAAACAUGUUGUUGAGUCAUGCUUUUCGCAGCUCAAACUAAUCUCCAAAAUUAGGUCAUUUUUAUCAAUUGCCGAUCUGCAAAAAGUUGUUAAUGCUUUUAUCUAUUCUCGGCUUGACUAUUGUAAUGCACUUUAUUCUGGUAUCAGCAAAGGCUCCCUGCACCACCUCCAGUUGGUACAAAAUGCCGCUGCUCAGCUCAUUACUGGGACAAGUAGGCAUGACCAUAUCACUCCUGUGCUUGCUUCCCUACACUGGCUCCCUGUUAUAUUUCGAAUUGAUUUUAAAUAUUUACUGCUCAAUUGUAAGGCUUUAAAUGGUCUUGCUCCUUCAUACAUUUGUGAUUUAUUGACUUGGUAUAUGCCCCCUCGACCAUUAAGAUCUGCAGUUGGAGUCCUGCUAGUUAUUCCCAGGUCCUGGUUUGUUACAAAUGAUCUGAAUGAUCAGGCUUUUGCUGUUUGAGCCCCCACACUAUGGAACUCUCUUCCUGUUGAGCUAAGACAAACCAAGUCUCUAGCUUCUUUUAAAUCUCGUCUUAAAACUUUUCUUUUUUAUGGAAGCUUUUACAAAAUGUCUGGUAUUUGUUUUUAUUUAUACUGUUUUAAUUUUUACUCUUACUUAUUUGGUCUUACUCUUAUUUUUGCCUUGUCUGGUUUUUUUUGGGGGGGGGGUUGUGAAGCACUUUGUAACAUUGUUUUAGAAAAGUGCAAUAUAAAUGAAAUUAUUAUUAUCAUUAUUAAGUGGACCCAAACCAUGUCAGGAAAAUGCCCCCCACAGCAUAAUGGAGCCGCCAGGACCCCUCACUGUAGGGGUCAAUUAUUCAGGUUUUUCCUUUAAUUUGUCACCCAUCUGUAUAUUAUUCUAUAUUUGAUAUUGUGGCAAAGACCCUUUUGACUCCUCCAAAAACAUUCUGAGCCUCAUAGUGCCAUAAAAUAGCUCUUUUUAGUGAUAUUAUUUUGCAAGCACUAUUGCCCCAAAGAACCACAGUGCAGCUUGGUGUGCAUCAGUUGGCUGAUAUGGGCUUGCCCAAUACCGACUCAAUUCAAAAGAUCCUGCUACACAUCCCUCAGUUUGACUCCAAAUAAUAGGAAAUUGGUUUUAGAUGGUUAAAAGUUGCUGCACCUCUGAUUACCCCAGUUAGCUAUCAUUAUCUCACUGUAUGUUUUUGUGUGUAUGUGCAAUUGCCUGCCUGUAUGUGCCUAUAUAUGUCUGCUUUAUAUAAUAGAGAUUGAUAGUUCAGAUGAAGAGUCUGAGCCUAGCAGUGGUGAUGAGGAGGAGGAAGAGGGAGAAGAGGACGAUGAUGAUGAUGAUGACGAUGACGACGACAAUGGUGGUG